Mesocestoides corti is the source of this 1569-nucleotide messenger RNA. The record is from the annotation of a GenBank genome assembly. Lineage: Eukaryota; Metazoa; Platyhelminthes; Cestoda; Cyclophyllidea; Mesocestoididae.
AUGAUACCUUCUCGGAUGCUGGGCUUUCAAUUAAACCGCGAUGCGAAAAUUGGCGACUCGAUGGGCAGCACUGGAAUCACUCGGUGCAUCACCCAGUCCGCUUCGUUGGGGUCUCUUGCCUUUGCGAACUCGACGGGACCUCCGUUACAAAUGGUUGUCUCUGGAUGGACAGACAGUGACAUAGAUGGCUCAAAAAAUGAAGCAUUUCUUACAGAGAGUCUUCUACCCGAUCGUAAAAACGAAAUGUUUAACAAGAGAAAGUCAUCCGACUUGCAAAACGCGGUCAUGGCCAACUGCAGUCACGCAAUGCCGGCAGCAAUGUCAGUGAAGAUAGAGCCUCCCACCUCGUCGGAAGAUGAGUCUUGUUCGCCAACCAGUGCAUUUGACGCACCGUCGGUCUAUUCAGGAGCCACUGAGAGUGAAUUUCCCUCCAGAAUCAGAACGUCUUGUCUUGCCUCUCAGAUUCCCCUUUCAGAGAAACCAAGGCAUGAAAUUCCAGUGCAAGCGUCUGAUAGUGAUAGUGAUGUGAUGUCCCAAUGUGGUCGUAAUAGAUUGCCAUCUCGGAAGUAUCGACGCAAGAGUUCAACUGCUCUCUCAUUAUUGUCCCGACCCGUUGUUUUACGAUCACAGUCUGUGACCAUUAAACCACGGAUGAUUAAUAUUGAACCAAUGCCACUGGCCUCUAGCCAGAUGAUGCUGAACGGUUGCGAUGGCUUAAAUUCGGCCACACUUGAACCCUUCGUUUGUGUUUCACAAAAGGGCCCUUCAAGUUGUGUGGAUGCCGAUUUGGAAGAAAUCCAUGGAAUAUCUGUUAGUAGUUCGCAACCAGAUGGUGAGAAAAGGAGACAGGUCUACCUUUGCGUAAUAUUCCUGAAAAUUGGCGAGAUCGACACUAUCAAGGAGCAAUACGCUGCAGAUGUUCUCAUAAAGGCCAAAUGGCGAGAAACUGAAAUGGACGCCGCUGAAACUGUAGUGAGUGGUUUAUUAAAAAUUGUUCCAGUAGUUUGUUUUUUCUGUUACAUUUUGUUUACAAACAUUCGCAGAUUUUAUUUGGCACCCUUGGAAUACGACUGGAUGAAGAGCUGGUCACCAAAGUUAUAUAUUGAAAAUACAAUAGGGGAGACCAGGGAACAGUUGCAUCGAAUAAUUACUUUCAACGAAUUCGGACACGCAUUCCUCGUUGAGAAGCGUCGAGUUUCUGGAGUCUUUUUGGAGAACCUGGAGUUGAAUCACUUUCCAUUUGAUGUUCAGGACUUGACAAUCACAAUUGCUUCAAAUCUGCCAUCUUCUGAAAUUCGGCUCGUAAAUGAUCCCGAUGAACCGCACCGAAUCAAUAAGCAAUCGUUUGUUGAUGAACAGGAGUGGUACUUGUAUAAGCACAUCGAGACAGAACAGCAUGAGCUGGCAAAUGAGUACGAAGAGCACGCAUCCGCCCACCCAACGCUCUCUGUUAAGUGUCGCGCUGCUCGGCGGCCGGCCUACUUUAUAUGGAAUAUCUUUCUUGUCACAGGAUCCUGUCUUACCACCUUCUUCCUGUUAUUUCGUAGUCAUCGCGAUCCUGAGAAUUGA